Molecule: messenger RNA, 285 nt
Organism: Saccharomyces cerevisiae S288C
Lineage: Eukaryota; Fungi; Ascomycota; Saccharomycetes; Saccharomycetales; Saccharomycetaceae
Gene: YAL064W
Exons: 1
Coding region: 1-285 (94 amino acids)
Source: RefSeq, marked reviewed
AUGAAUCCUUUUGCAUCGCUAGAAGGACAAGAUAAUAUUUCUUCUGUUUUUUUUUUACAUAUGCAACAAUUUGAAAGUCAGGUCAAAGACAGAUUCCGGUUCCCCAUAUUCAGAUUGGAGAGAAAAACUUUUGGCAACUCAUGUUACCAAGUCGAGACGCUUAAAGUUAAGUGUCGGCCAAGACACGCAAAAUCUUGUAAUCUUUUAACGCUGCUCUUCAAAUCACGGACGCAAUCAGUACUUGUACCUAAUUUUGGUUUUCUAAUAUUGAAUAGCGAACCAUAG